Molecule: messenger RNA, 2433 nt
Organism: Biomphalaria glabrata
Lineage: Eukaryota; Metazoa; Mollusca; Gastropoda; Planorbidae
Product: fumarate hydratase class I, aerobic-like
Exons: 14
Coding region: 76-1878 (600 amino acids)
Biological process (GO): generation of precursor metabolites and energy
Molecular function (GO): fumarate hydratase activity
Source: RefSeq, a predicted model, not a curated record
AUGUAACAAAGAAUACACAUGAAUUGUUUGUCUUGUUGAAGCCAGUGUCUUCUGUGUAAUGGCAUGUAAUGUGUAAUGGCAUUCACAACUAUAAAUAAGAUAUUUACGGUACAUCAAGGUAAAGUGAAAGGACAUGUACAGAUGGCUGGCUUGGGCAAAGGAAGAGCCUGGCUAGCAGGUGCUGCUAAUUUAUUAAAUGGUCACUUGCGGCACAAGUUUAUUGCAAAAGCUUGCCUGGCAACUUCUGCUUCUGAUGUGAAACCUUUCUACUUCCAAGAUAUUUUGGAACUCCAAAGCAAGCAUGAUGCACCUUAUAGAAAAUUAACAAGUGACUAUGUAUCAACAUUUGAUGUGAAGGGCAAGAAAGUUUUGUCAGUGCAGCCUGAAGCUUUGACAUUAUUAGCCGAAAAUGCCAUGAUAGAUAUUGCUCACUUAUUGAGACCUGCCCACUUACAACAAUUGGCAAAGAUUUUGAAAGAUCCAGAAGCAUCUUCCAAUGAUCGUUUUGUUGCCCUGGAAUUGCUCAAAAAUGCAAAUGUUGCAGCUGGUAUGGUUCUUCCUGGAUGUCAAGAUACUGGCACAGCCAUCUGUAUGGGUAAAAAAGGCCAGUAUGUCUGGACCAAUGGUAAUGAUAUGGAAGCUAUUGCUAGGGGAAUUUAUAAUACUUAUACAAAAAAGAAUCUCCGUUACUCUCAGGUUGCACCUCUAGACAUGUACAAUGAAGUCAACACAAGAACCAACCUUCCUGCUCAAAUAGAGAUCUAUUCCACAGACUCAAAUCAGUAUGAUUUUCUUUUUAUAGCUAAAGGAGGUGGUUCAGCCAACAAAACUUACCUCUAUCAGCAGACUAAAGCUCUUCUAAAUCCAGAAAAGCUUCUGGCCUUUGUGAAUGAAAAAAUCAAGACACUAGGGACUGCUGCUUGUCCCCCUUACCAUCUUGCAUUAGUUAUUGGUGGCACAUCUGCAGAAUUGACCCUCAAGACAGUGAAACUGGCUUCUACUAAAUAUUUGGAUCAUUUAGCAGCAUCAGGUAAUGAACAUGGAAGAGCUUUCCGUGAUCUUGAUUUAGAAAACAAAAUAUUUGAACUCACCCAGAAAAUUGGUAUUGGAGCUCAGUUCGGUGGAAAAUAUUUUUGUCAUGAUGUCAGAGUAGUUCGACUUCCCAGGCAUGGUGCUUCCUGUCCUGUUGGCCUUGGUGUGUCUUGUUCAGCUGAUAGGCAGAUCUUGGGUAAGAUCACAUCAGAAGGAGUAUUUUUAGAACAGUUGGAGACUAAUCCUGGACAAUAUCUUCCUGAAGUUGAAAGUAAAGACUUGGGUGGGGAAGUGGUGGAGGUGAACAUAAAUAAAGGCAUGAAGACAGUACUCAAUCAACUGAGCCAGUACCCCGUACGGACAAGGCUGAGUCUAACUGGCACUUUGAUUGUUGCCAGGGACAUUGCCCAUGCCAAGUUAAAAGAAAGAUUAGACAAAGGGGAAGGACUCCCACAGUAUUUCAAAGACCACCCUGUCUAUUAUGCUGGACCAGCCAAACAACCAGCUGGCUAUUCCAGUGGUUCUUUUGGUCCAACAACUGCAGGGCGAAUGGAUUCAUAUGUUGCUGAGUUUCAAAAAGCUGGUGGCAGUAUGGUGAUGUUGGCCAAAGGCAACAGGAGCAAACAGGUGACAGAAGCCUGUAAGAAAUAUGGAGGUUUCUACCUAGGCUCAAUAGGAGGACCAGCAGCCAUAUUAGCCCAGAACUGUAUUAAAAAAGUGGAGCUGCUAGAAUACCCUGAACUUGGAAUGGAAGCCAUCUGGAAAGUAGAAGUUGAAAAUUUCCCAGCAUUCAUCAUAGUUGAUGACAAAGGAAAUGACUUCUUUGAAAAGUGGCAAGUGGACUAGUUAGCAAGACUUCAAUCAUUAAAUAACCAAUGUAUUAUUUAGGCUGGUCUGUCAAAGUUGUCAAGUGUGUGUGAGGAAACAAAAUAUUGUCUAUUCUGCUGUGCAGUUUAUGUCUUAGAAAUGUUAUAAAUGUUCUGGUAAAUGUUUUGUUUUUAAAAAUAAUUAUUCGUAAACUCUUUUUUUUUCUCUUAUUGGUUUCAUCAAAAAAUUAUGAAGUUCAAAUUACUUUUGAGUUUUUAGUUAAGAUCUGAUUUUGUUUCUGACCAUGCAUAAAUCUACCAGUUGGCUUUGUGUUAUAUUUGUAUAUAUUUACUUCUAUGCCAGUUGUAGAAAAUGUUUGAGCUUCUGUGAACAUAUCUUGUGAAAGUCUAAAUGAAUCUGGUUUAGGGCUGUGAAAUCAAUAUGUUUAAACACUUAUGUAUUGUGAAACUUUUGAAUGUCAUGAAUGGAAUAUUCAUUUAUAAUUAGAGCGAAUCAUUCUGCGCAGUGUUUCUAUCCUUCAUUGUGCUGUCUGUAUUAUGCUCUAGAAAUAAAGUAGUACAAUAGAAAAAUGUA